Molecule: messenger RNA, 297 nt
Organism: Linum tenue
Lineage: Eukaryota; Viridiplantae; Streptophyta; Magnoliopsida; Malpighiales; Linaceae
Source: the annotation of a GenBank genome assembly
AUGCUGAUUAACAAUGAUAACCCAGGAAGCCAUUCAUCUUAUCAUGAACCAGUGAAGAGUGAUUACUGCCUCUGCCUAGCUAUUCAUGCACCACGGAAAGGAAUCGUGGAGGUGUGGCAAAUGAGAACCGGAGGACGUAUUCUGGCGGUUCAGUGUGGGAAAGGGAGUAAAAUACUGCAACCCACAUACAGGUUUGGAUCGGUAGUGGACGACGGCUCUCCGUAUGUUCCUCUUGAAGUGUUCUUGUUGAAUGGAGAAUCUGGUCAGAUCUCGGUGUUGAAUCCAUCACUUCACUAG